Heterobilharzia americana is the source of this 5265-nucleotide messenger RNA. Lineage: Eukaryota; Metazoa; Platyhelminthes; Trematoda; Strigeidida; Schistosomatidae. The record is from the annotation of a GenBank genome assembly.
AUGGGUGUUCCUAAAUUCUUCAGGUGGAUUAGUGCCAGGUAUCCUUGUAUCAAUCAAGUUUUACGUCCAGGGGAGGUUCCAGUCAUCGAUCACCUUUAUUUGGAUAUGAAUGGCAUAUUACACAAUUGUUCACACCCAGAAGGUUGCAAGAUAUCCCUUUCUGAGGAAGCCAUUUUCAGGAAUGUCUGUCUUUAUGUUCAGUUUUUAUUCAAUCUCAUUAAGCCACGUAAAACUUUCUAUUUGGCCGUUGAUGGUGUUGCUCCCAGAGCUAAGAUGACUCAGCAGCGUGCUCGUCGCUUCCAAUCUGCACUAGAAGGACGUAAAGCCAAAGAGAACUUGAAAGAUAAGUCACCGGACAUUCAACCUUUCGAUCCGUGUUUAAUUUCGCCAGGUACCGAGUUUAUGGAGCGACUACAUCGUCAUCUUGUCAACUUUGUGGAGAACCAUGUAAAUCACGAUGCUGAUUGGCAGUGUAUAGAUGUGAUCUUAUCCGGACAUGAUUGUCCAGGAGAAGGGGAGCAUAAAAUUCGAGAGUAUAUGGCUUAUCGUCGUAGUUCACCAGAUUAUCAACAAAAUGAACGUCAUUGCAUAUAUGGAAUGGAUGCUGACUUGAUAUUUUUAGGUUUGACAACUCAUGAAGUUAAUUUAUGUAUUUUGCGUGAGAAUGUUGUCAAAGUUCAAAACUGUUCAGCUGAUAAUAAACCUUUCUGUAUUACGUAUUUAUCAGUUCUUCGGGAAUAUAUUGAUUUAGAAUUUACGGAACUAAAGAAAACAUUACCAUUCCCUUAUGAUUUGGAGCGUAUUAUCGAUGAUUGGAUUUUUAUGGCUUUUCUUUUGGGCAAUGAUUUUAUACCUCAUAUUCCUAAUUUACAUAUACAUGCGGAAUCAUUAUUAACACUUUGGGAUACCUAUCAAGUUGUAUUACCAAAAUUAGAUGGUUACCUAGUAGAGUUUGGAUACUUGAAUCUGUUACGUUUUCAUAAAUAUCUUGUAGAACUUUCGCAAUUUGAACGUGAUUGGUUUGAGGAACGUGAAGCAGCUUUCCAUUGGAUGCGUGGAAAACAAGGUGCUCGAAUGGCAAAUGAACUGGAAAAACUCGGAUUAUCAGCUCAGCAAAAUCAGUUUACGUCUCAAGUGUGUACUAGUUCAGUGGGGAAAAGUACUUGCAACAAGAUUAAAACUGAUUCGGCAGAUAAACCUAAAGAUUUAGAUCAAUUAAAUGAUUUAGUAGAUUUAUUUACGCCACAACUAGACUAUCAAUAUGAUAAUGUUUUACUAGAUGAAACUGUUGAAUUAAUGGAAGAAGGUGUUAUUGUUUCAAUAAUACCUGAUAAAAUGAAAGAUAAAAAGAAAUCGAAUACAAAGAAUGUAUACAAUUCACUGUAUACUAAUCCACUUGAAGUUGAAAUGGAGAAGAAUGAUGAUGAAAUUGACUAUACUGAAGGGGAGACAGAUAUAGAUGAAGAUUUAUUAAUCUAUAAAAUGCAUCGACGUGAUUAUUACUUCUCAAAACUUGGCAUUCAAAUCAAUGAAGAUAUAAGUGAUAAUAGUGAAAAUUCUUUAUUAAUGUCUUUAAUUCAAGAUUAUGUAAAAAUGUUACAAUGGAUAUUAAAUUAUUACUUUCUUUGUAUUGCUGAUUGGGACUUUUUCUAUCCUUAUCAUUAUGCACCAUUUGCACAUGAUCUUAUUUUAUACACUAAACAAUUUUUAAAUGUUGAAGAUUUUAAUAGUAUAAAAUCUUGUUGGACAAAGUUUAACACAAACUCACAACCAGUUAUUCCAUUUAUUCAACAAUUAAUGAUCAUGCCAACAGACUCAGCAUAUUUAGUUCCAAAGCCUUAUCGUGAUCUAAUGACAUCAUCAUCUUCUCCAUUAGCUGAAUUUUUUCCUAAAGAGUUUGAAACAGAUAUCAACGGAAAAAUGGCUUCAUGGGAAGCUGUAGUGUUGAUUCCGUUCAUAGAUCAAAAACGUUUAAUCAGGGCAAUGGAAGAUGGAAAUAGUAAACUAACGGAAGCGGAAAAGGAACGUAAUCAGCAUAAAUCGCACUUAUUUUAUCAUGCUUGUCCUAUUGGUCGGGUCAAAUCUCCUGUUGAAUUAAUCCGCUAUGAUUUCUAUCGUAUAUCUGUUGAUUGUAGUCAAUCACAAUUCAUUCGAUUUUAUAGUUCACUUGCCCGUCAAUGUAUUGCUGAAGAUUUUCCAAGUUUAUUGAGACUACCGUUCACCUAUAAGCUACAAAAGAUACCAGUUCAUGUUUUUGAAGUACCCAGCAAGUUAGACAGUAUGGCGUUGACCAUAAAACCAAAUCCAGAUUUAUUGAAGUACAAAUGCCUUGGAGAAGUAGCUGAGAAUAUUCUUGGUCGACCUGUACGUGUUCGUUGGCCCUAUUGUGCCACAGUGAUGCCUGUCCGGUUAAUGAACAAUAAUGAAAUUUGGGAGCUUGUAGAUUUUAACAUGAAUCCAAUUAUUGAACCUUCAAGUAGUCUACCUUCAGGAUCACUACGUUCUUGUCAUAUUUUGUCAUCUGAAGAAUCAGAUAAUCCUGAUUCAUCUUCAGAAGGUAAACGUGAAUGCCUAUGGGUUGAUAAUCAAUUGUCAAGUUUAAAACGUUAUUUGCUUAAACGUCGAGGAAUUUUAUUUGAAUCAGAAUCACAUGAUAACGAUAAUCUGUCAACUUUCAAUUUGGAAUUAUUGCCAUCGUCAAUUUUAGUAUUUUCUCGUCCCUGGAUGGUUGAGAAUAUGAUUGAAAGUACUGGAAAAAGAGGUAGAAACCAAAAGACAUCUGAAGAGAAACCUUCCAUGAGUAUAGAAUCUGCCUAUGGUCAGUGUGAUGGCUUAGAUCUCGAUCUACUAGAUCUAGUCCUUCCUGGUCUACCUCCACCUCCUGCAGUUGGUCGUUGUGAAGCUGAUUGGGGAUAUACUAAACCUAUUCUACUACAUACUAUUUUUCAUCCUGGUAAAAUAGUAUUUAGUUUAGCUAGAGAAAAUUAUGGAUCAGUUGGAGAAGUUACUUUAGUGAAUGAAAAGACUGGUCAGGUAAUGGUCCGUUUCUAUCCUGACUCCUCUUCACCAAUUGAUCUGACUGAAUUUCGCAGUCAAGUUGAAGAAUGGGAACAUGAUGACUUUCACACAAAUAUCGUAGUUUCAGAACAAUUGAAUGUUCCUGUCUUCAUGGUGAAUAGAUUUACUGGCAGUUUAAUGGUUCAAGUUGUAUCUGAUAAUACUAAUAGUAACGAUAAUAAGCCUACUGGAGUAAAUAUAAAUUCACAAUCAGACGAAAAUUGUAAAAGUGAUAAUCCCAUGGAAAAUGCAAAAGAUAAAACUAAACAAAAGUUAUUCAGUAAUAUUGGUUUAAAUUUAAAAAGAAAUCGUUCUGGCGCCCAGGUCUUAGAACUGUUGAUCUACUUAAGGAAUUCAGUGAAAAAUGCAUCUAGUCGAAAUAAUGCAUGCCUAAAACUUAGUUCGAGUGAAGUUGACAAGAUUACAGAGUUCAUUUCCGAUUCUGGAUGUAGAAUUGCUCCAGUUUUACCUCAAAAUGGCAUGUAUUUAGAUAAGGAAUGGUUGAACAAAUUGAAAUUAUUAUAUUCUAAGAUGGAUGACAAAUCUCUUUGUGAUGUUUUUGAUCGUCUUACCUGGAGUAAAAAACCUUCAGUAAAAUGUUCACCUACGGCUUUGUUUGUUUCAGUGAAUUCCAAUACAAGAAUAUAUCCAUCUUCUUUUAAUUUAGCACCGUCUGAUCGUUGUUUUUAUUCAUCAAGUUGUUCAUCUGUAUUCAGUACAUUCACAUUAUUGGAUAGAGUUGUUUAUAUUGGUGUAGGACAAAAUAUUCCAUUGGGAUUACGAGGUGUUGUCAUUGGUGUACCUACCGGUGUGAGUUCACAAAAAGUCAACCAACCAUUGGAGAUCAUGUUUGAUAAACCAUUCACAGACGCUAUAGACAUUCGAGGAUCUGGUCCAUGUUGUGCUUUGGUCCAGCCAUCAUUGUUACUUAGACUACCCGAGAGUGGUAGUAAAAACGACCAAAUUGAUUGUCAACGAAAAUCAUGCAAACAAAAUGCCACAAAUUCUGCACAUCAUAAAAAAUCACAUGUACCGUGGUCUACUAGAGGACCAAUGCGUGUUUAUCGUCCUUGGCCAACCAACAAAUCUAAUCAAAAUUCUUUUGAUAAACAGAAAGUAGAGAAUCGUAGUUAUGGAAAUACACUAGUGAAUAAUUCUGCUCAUUCAUCUAUUACGCCUAAAUCAAACUCUAAACAACAUCAUUCACAACCAAAACAGCAAGAUACCAAGUCACCUAAAAAUAAUUCUGCAGAAGAUGAAAUUAUCAAGGAAAUGAAAGAACUAAAUCAUCUGUUGUUCUCUGGUGUUCAGUCCACCUCUUCUGCUUCGCCGAAUAAAUCUACUGGUGGUUCUGAUGACAAAAGAACUGAGAUUUAUUCUAGUAAAAACCAAGAGGAUAAUGUGUUCAAAUCUCAAACAAAUUCAGAAUUACCUUCUCCGUUGUGGAAUAUGCCAAGUCCACCAGAUAUACCUCUUCCUCCAACCUGCUGGUCUAUAACGUCUACUCAUAGCAAAUCCAUGACUGAUUUGAGAUCAAUUGCUCAAAAUCAAGGCAAGAAUUCGCUUAAGAAGAAUGAAAAAUGUGUACGAAUAAUUGUACCUCAUAAUGAUAGUUCUGUGGAGCGUAGUUCAAAAGGUUCCGCUAAACGUUUAGAGAAUCGUUAUAAACCAGGCAUAAACAGUGAUUCUCGGCAGAGAACUCCAGUCCAACUUGUUCGGAAGCAGACUCCAAGACCGAAUUUCGAAAUACCAAAUUUCAACGAAUCUUUUACAGUCAAUAUGGGUGCACCUGUUCACCAAAUGCAGCCUAACUGGCAACCGGCUUAUCAACCACCUCCAGUUAAUAGAUAUCCUGGUAUUCCGCCACCAUUCAUGUAUAAUCCAUGUAUGUAUGACCCACUUUAUAUCUCAUAUCCAUCUGUACCAUCUUAUCCUCCAAAUUUUGUUAGUCGUCCAUCUGUACCUCAAUUUCCACCAAUGCCUCGUCCAGACAUUCCUUUCUUCAAUCCUAUCAUGAAUCGUGAAAAUAGCAAUCGAUGUUUUAGUCAACUACCAGAACAACUGUACAGUAACCGAAACAGACCAGAUUUUCAUCGUCCAUCUAUACGAUAUGACAUGACAUCUCAACGACCAACAGCACCACAACAUACCAUCAAUCAACCAAGACGUUUUAUUCCUCCUCAGGUUAAUCGAACACGGCGACCUUAA